AUGCAAUAAUCUUAAUCAUUUAUAAAAACCGAUAAAAAGUGUGAUAGACAACACGAUGAGGGAUCAGACAGAUUAAUAGCUAUUUGUUUAAAUCCUCAUUGUGAUAAAAGGUUAAUGUGUUGCUUCUGUUAUCACGAUUAUCAUUGUGAGCAUGUAAAGGAUGUUAAGACAAUUGCACAAGUUUAAUAAUUAUGUAAAGAUUCAAUUAUUAAAUUUGACAAAUUGCAACUUACUAUUACCUUAUAAUAGAAAGCUGAUUAGUUUAAGUCAGUUGUUUAGAAUAUCAAUGAAUAAUUGGAGAAAUUACUAUAAUUUUAUAUUCAUGAUAUACAAUAAUUGUAUUAGAUGUUAGAGGAUUUAGCAGAUAGUUUUGUAAUUUUACAAUAAGGAAAUAUCAAUCAAUUUACAAAUGAAUAAUGUGAAUUAUUGACAACAUUUCAUGAUGAAAGAAUUCUAGAUAAUAUUGAAGAUAUUUCUAAUUUUAUUGGAUAGAAAAUGGGAAUAUAAGAUUUACUUAAAAUUAGUAAUGAUUUACAUGAAAAAUUAAUGAUGCUUGAUAUUAAUGAAAUAUUUGAAAAAAAUAUAUAUAAUGAACAAUUGAAAAAGUUUGUUCAAUCUCAUGAAAUUAAAUAUGAUUGGAUUUAACCUGAAUUUUUAUUAACUAGAAGUCCUGAGGUUGCUAAAAUAGUAUAUCCAAAUGAAGAUUUCUAUAUUGGAGAAGUAAAAGGAGAUAAGAAGUUUGGUAGAGGUAAAAAUAUAUAUGAUAAUGAUAGGAUUAUUAUUUAAUAAAAUACCUUAGACAUAUUAAUAUGGUGUAUUUAGAGAGGAUAAUUUUGUUUGGGGUCAACAAUUAAUGGUAGAUUAGAAAAAACGUUACUGGAUUAAAUAAGGAAAAUGGGUCAAUGGAAAAAUAGAAGGUAAAGGGAUUCAUGCCUUGUUUAAAGGAGAGUAUUAUUAAGGAGAUUUAAGGAGUGAUAUAAGAGAAGGGUUUGGAAUAAUGAGAUAUACUACAGGAGAUGAAUAUUAAGGAUAAUGGAAAAUGGGAUAAUUUAAUGGUAAAGGAUUGUAUAAAUAUGCAAAUGGAGAUGAAUAUGAAGGAGAUUAUGUGUAAGAUAGAAAAGAAGGUAUAGGAUCAUAUCAAUAUCAAAAUGGAGAAUUAUAUGUUGGUUAAUUUAAAGCUGGUUUGAGACAUGGUAGUGCUAUAGUCAAAUUUCCAAAUGGAGAUAUGUAAAUAAAUAUAGUUUAUUUAGAUAUACAGGAGAAUAUGUGAAUGAUAAGAAGGAAGGACCUGGAGUAUACAAAUAUAUUAAUGAUAAUAUUUUUGAAGGGACUUACAAAGAUGGACAAAGACAUGGAUAAGGGAUCUUCACAGAUGUUGUAAAUGGGAUAAGAGAGAUUGGUGAGUUUGUUUAAGGUAAGUAACAUGGAGAACAUAUGAUUUUUAAGUUGUUGAAGGAUAAACCAUAUUGUAUAAAUGUUUACGAUAAUGGAAUUCUAGUUAAUACAAAAUCAUUAUGA
This is a messenger RNA of Paramecium pentaurelia, 1518 nucleotides long. The record is from the annotation of a GenBank genome assembly. Lineage: Eukaryota; Ciliophora; Oligohymenophorea; Peniculida; Parameciidae.